GGAUUCGGACAAUCAAAGUUAAGAAAUCCCAAUUUGAUUUUACUUCUCAGCCAUUUUCACAUUUUCCUCACCAUUUCCAUACCCAAUAAAAAUAUUAAAGAAAAAACUAAAAACGAAAACUUUUCUCUCUUUAAUUUCAGACAAAUUCUCAAGUAAUUGGAUAAAAUUUCUUGAAUUUCUCCAUUAGCUUUCUUCCCCGUUUGACUGUUCUUCUCCACUGGGUUUUUUUCCAGCACGAGCAAAAAUUAUUUCAAGUUUUAAAGUCUCUUUUUAAUAUUUUUUAGAAAAAAAGAUUUUGCGAAAGUGAUUUUGGAUUGAUAAUAAGUACUGGGUUUUGGAGAGCUGCUGAAGAAAUUUGCAAAGAUUUAAUUUUUAUUUAAAAAAAAUUGGUUUCUUGUUCAGUAAUUUGGAGAUAUGGAGGAAAGAGAGGGUUUGACUGGGAGUGGAGUCACAGUGGUCGGAUCAGAUGCUCCGGCGGACCACCGUGUGACUCCGGUGACCGGCGAGAAUCCAAGCCAGGUACCACCUGGAUCAGCACAACCAGUUGUACCCCACAUGGGCGUCUCCUCAUAUCCGCCGUCCACGGCGGCCGGAAUUGAAGCUCCGGCGAUGGCAGUGAAGAAAAAGAGGGGAAGGCCAAGGAAGUAUGGCCCUGAUGGCGGGGCACCCGGCCUUCCCCUUUCCCCUAAACCGAUCUCCACCGCGGUUCCGCCGUCCGUGAUUGACUUCUCGGCCGCCGCCGGCGAGAAGCGGGGGAAAAUCCUGCCGCUGGGUCCCAUCAUCAAACUCCACCAGCCCAAACUCGAUUUUGAACAUCCAAGCGAAUGGGUAUCUUGUGCUCUCGGCUCUAAUUUUACGCCCCACAUAAUCACCGUCAAUGCUGGAGAGGAUGUUACCAUGAAGAUCAUUUCGUUCUCUCAACAAGGGCCUCGGGGGAUCUGCAUUCUCUCGGCUAAUGGCGUUAUUUCAAGCGUCACGCUUCGCCAACCUGAUUCCUCCGGUGGAACCCUUACCUAUGAGGGUCGUUUUGAGAUACUAUCGUUGACUGGAUCGUUUAUGCCAUCGGAGACGGGCGGAAUCCGUAACCGAUCCGGUGGGAUGAGUGUAUCUUUAGCGAGCCCCGAUGGGCGAGUUGUCGGCGGCAGUGUUGCUGGUAUGUUAGUAGCCGCCGCGCCCGUUCAGAUUGUGGUUGGGAGUUUUGUUGCUGAGAAUCAAGAGGACCAACAACACCAGAAAACCAAGAAACACAGGCAAGAGCCGCCUUUCUUUCCCCUCGCUCCGGCGUCUGCACCGGAGGCGGAAAACCACCACAAUUCCUUGGGGAAUCCCGCCGUGCUGUCUGCCCCUUCCUUCCGCGGGGACCACUGGCCUAAUUCGCACCCGGACUCGAGGAACAUGCCAACCGACAUAAACGAGCCUAGCCUGCAUAAGAUGGGGUUGAUGAUGGAUACUGCAUAGAAUGACAAGUUACCCCAAGUUUUCAAAGCCUUUGCCUUUUUCUCCCAAUUAGGCUGAUUAAAAAUCUAAGUAACAUCCAUAAGAGGUUGUCUUUGUAGAUACCUAAUAAGGAGUAAUAAUACAAGAAAUGAACAUUAGCAUGUUUGGGUGGUAGUCCUUCCAAGAUACCCAUAUGCCUGUAGAUUGCAUUUUAUGAGUAGUCAUUGCGUUCUAAAAUUUUCUUCCCGUUUACUAUUCAAAUGGUCAAAAGUUACUAGCUCCCUUUGUCAAAUAAUAAACUUUUCAGUUACUA
Messenger RNA from Cuscuta campestris, 1750 nucleotides. The record is from the annotation of a GenBank genome assembly. Lineage: Eukaryota; Viridiplantae; Streptophyta; Magnoliopsida; Solanales; Convolvulaceae.